AUGAAGAGGAGCGUGACGGAGUUAGCGUCUCGAGCAAUGGAAUCUUUCUUCACCCAGAAAUCUCUCCCCGGCCUUCUUCUUCUCUUGAUUGUCUUCUCAGUUUAUCCGAAGCCGGCAUCGACUACGCUUGCAUCGCAAGGUCGAGUGCUCCUCCAAUGGAAAGCCAGCCUCCGAAGCCAACAAUCACUCCGAUCUUGGAACCUCAGCACCAGCCCAUGCAGCUGGAGUGGCAUAACCUGCAGCCUCCGGCGUCACAGGGAGAUCACCGAAGUGAACCUGCCGAGCAUGGGUUUGGAUGGGCCACUCCACACUCUCAACUUCUCCGGCUUGCCAUCACUGACCGGCCUCAAUCUCAUGUUCAACAGGCUCAGCGGGGAGAUCCCUCCCAGCUUCUUCACUCUCUCUGAGCUCAUCUCUUUUGAUGUCCAAGGAAACGACAUCACGGGGACGAUCCCAGCCAGGAUCAGUUCUCUCACAAAGCUGAGAUCCUUAAAUCUCAGUGGAAAUAAGAUUAGUGGCUCCAUCCCUCUUUCGUUAGGCAACAUGACAAGCCUCGUCUUCCUCAUCCUGUCUGGAAAUGGCUUCUCAGGAAGCAUUCCUGAAGAAAUAGGGGAUCUCCAGAAUCUCCAAGAGUUGGAUCUCUCGGCCAACUUUCUCACGGGAUCUAUUCCUCAAAGCCUGGGAAAUUUGACUCAACUCUCCUUGUUGGAUCUCUCUCUGAAUCAUUUAUAUGGGUCCGCUCCUCCAACGCUGGCAAAUCUCCAAAACCUUCUUGUCUUGAGCAUCUCCAAUAAUACUCUCACGGCUUCAAUUCCUGCCAGUUUGGGUAACUUGACUAGGCUUAUCAAGUUGAAUCUUUGGGGUAAUCACCUCUCUGGGUCCAUUCCUCAUGAAGUAGGGAAUCUUGUCCAGAUGACAAAUCUAGUACUUGCUCAUAAUAGUUUACUGGGUUCCAUCCCCCUCUCCCUAAGAAAUCUUUCGAAGCUUAGCACACUUUAUCUCUUCAACAAUCACAUCUCUGGCACGAUUCCUGCUGAAUUAGGCAAUCUUGUCGAGCUGAGAGACAUAGAUCUAUCACAUAAUCUAUUGACUGGUUUCAUCCCUUCCACCCUGGGAAAUCUAGCUAGACUAAGGAACCUGAUCCUUUCUUAUAAUGAACUCUCCGGUCCCAUCCCUUCUACUUUAGCUAACAUGACCUCUCUGAUACUAUUAGACCUCAGCAAUAACCAAAUCUCCGGCUGCAUCCCACCAUCUUUUGCAAAUCGAAGUCUAGAAGAACUAUCAGUGAUCAAUAAUAGCCUCUCCGGAUCGGUCCCAAACCUUACGAGCUUGGUUUCUCUGAAACUAGCAUACAAUGACCUCUCUGGGCAUCUGCCACCGGAUGUAUGCAGAGGAGGAAAGCUUCAGCAUUUCACCGCAGCCUAUAACAAGUUCCACGGGCCGAUACCAGAGAGCUUGAGAAACUGUUCAAGCCUAGUGCGUGUUCGAUUGGACAGGAACAACCUCACCGGAGACCUCUUCGAUCACUUUGGAGUCUAUCCUAAUAUAAGAUAUAUUGACUUGAGCUACAACAGGUUAUCUGGAAUGCUUUCACCGGAAUGGGGAAGUUGUUCAAACUUGACGAGCUUAAGAAUAUCCAACAACAGAUUAAAUGGAACAAUUCCAUUUGGGCAAUCAUACGAGCGAAAAAGGUUUGAGUAUAUUGAGCAAAAGGGGUCUACUUUGCGGACAAAGUGUUGGGCCACUGGAUUUUUGUGA
This is a messenger RNA of Musa acuminata AAA Group (dessert banana), 1758 nucleotides long. RefSeq names its product probable leucine-rich repeat receptor-like protein kinase At1g35710. The transcript has a single exon. The record is from RefSeq and is a predicted model, not a curated record. NCBI's taxonomy places the organism in Eukaryota, Viridiplantae, Streptophyta, Magnoliopsida, Zingiberales, Musaceae. Gene Ontology annotation, molecular function: protein binding. The coding region runs from base 1 to 1758 and encodes 585 amino acids.